Molecule: messenger RNA, 1264 nt
Organism: Salvia hispanica
Lineage: Eukaryota; Viridiplantae; Streptophyta; Magnoliopsida; Lamiales; Lamiaceae
Source: RefSeq, a predicted model, not a curated record
CUAUAAGAAUGGGUUGCCUCCAACCGGAACCAAGCCACCACCAACAUUCUCACUCAUUUUCUUUGUGUUACUAAAACAAUGCGCUCCUCCGCCGCUAUGCCUCUCAUCAUCGUCUUGCUCGUCGCCCUCUACUCCAUUGCAUCUCCCAAUGUAGCAGCCGCCGGAGAAAACCCAUUUACGCCAAAGGGUUACGCAAUGCGUUACUGGACGAACCAGAUCUCCAACGACUUGCCCCCGCCGGAGUUCCUCUUCAACAAAGCGUCGCCGCUGACCGCCGCCCAAUGCGCCGCCUUCUCGAAGCUCGCAGAUCAGAGCUCGCUUUCGUCGCAUCUCCCCGAGUUCUGCUCGAAGGCCAACCUCCUCUGUUUCCCCGACAGAGCCAACUUCAAUAGCUACUCCACGGAGGAUCGCGUCUCAAACAUAAUCUAUGCCACUGAGGAGAACGUGGUUGCAUCAAGUGGCAAAAAGGUAAAUAAACGGGUGGUUGAGGCAGGGAUUGAGUCCAUGUUGAAGGCUGGUGUCAUCAUGCCUAUGCCAGACCUCCGCGAUAAAAUGCCCAAAAGGUCCUUUUUACCCCGCGCCAUUGUCUCCAAACUGCCCUUCUCCACCUCCAAGCUGGCAGACCUAAGGACGGUCUUCCACGCUGUCAACGACUCGGGCAGCAUGGCCAAAAUGCUGUCCGAUUCGCUGGAGGAGUGCGAGCGCGCCCCCAGCCCCGGCGAGACGAAGGGGUGCGUGGCCUCGAUCGAGGACAUGGUCGACUUCGCCACGUCGGUGCUGGGUCCGAACGUCGCGGCGCGGGCGACGGAGAGCGCCCGGGGGUAUAAUGGGGAGAUCAAGAUUGGAAAAGUCAAAGCGGUCAACGGAGGGAGAGUGACGAAAUCGGUGUCGUGUCACCAGAGCUUGUUUCCCUACAUGCUUUACUACUGCCACUCCGUCCCAAAAGUCCGGGUCUACGAAGUGGAUAUCCUGGAUUCGAAAUCUGAGUCGAGGAUCAACCGCGGCGUCGCCAUCUGCCACGUCGACACGUCCUCGUGGAGCCCGGGCCAUGGAGCGUUCAUCUCGUUGGGGUCGGGCCCCGGGAAGAUAGAGGUGUGCCACUGGGUGUACGAGAACGAUUUGACUUGGGCAAUCGCGGAUUGAUCCGUGUUUGAGUUUGGAUUCGGGUUAGAGUUGGACCAGUUAUGUUAUGGAAAGGGUGAACCACUGGUUCGACCAUGUUAUAAUUGAACCCAUUCUAUGUUAAGCCUAAGUUAUUUAUUUA